GCUGCACAGAACGGCAUGAGCGUAGCAGCCUCAAGAGAACAAGACUCAUUAAGAAGAGAAAUCUGCUUGAAAGAUAACCACAAGCUGUACAAACAGAAGCUUGAGGAACUGAUCGGGCUUCAGGAUGGGAUCUCCAGUUCCAUUGCACGGCAAAAGAAGCAGCUGAAGGAGCUUUCUCUUGCCCUCAAAAAAUGCAAGCCCUCUAUAUCUGCAGAGGAGGAGGAGUCCAUCCAAGAGAUCCAGAACUUGAUCAAGGAGAGGCAAAAUGUUUUCUUUGAAAUGGAAGCGUAUUUGCCAAAGAAGAAUGGGUUAUACCUGAGUCUGGUGCUUGGAAAUGUGAAUGUCACACUGCUCAGCAAGCAGGCUAAGUUUGCUUAUAAAGAUGAGUAUGAGAAGUUCAAGCUCUACCUCACCAUCAUCCUGCUCAUCGUGUCCUUCUCCUGCAGGUUCCUCCUCAACUCCAGGGUGACGGACGCUGUCUUUAACUUCCUGCUGGUCUGGUACUACUGCACCCUCACAAUCCGAGAGAGCAUCUUAAUCAACAAUGGAUCCAAGAUUAAAGGCUGGUGGGUUUUGCAUCAUUACAUCUCCACCUUUCUCUCAGGUGUCAUGCUGACUUGGCCAGAUGGGUUGAUGUACCAGAAGUUCCGAAACCAAUUCCUCUCCUUCUCCAUGUAUCAGAGCUUUGUGCAGUUCCUUCAGUACUACUAUCAGAGUGGCUGCCUGUAUCGGCUCCGAGCACUCGGGGAGAGACAUAACAUGGAUCUCACUGUGGAGGGCUUCCAGUCCUGGAUGUGGAGGGGUCUCACUUUCUUGCUUCCAUUCCUUUUCUUUGGGCAUUUUUGGCAGCUUUACAAUGCAAUCACCCUCUUCCGCCUGGCCAGAUACCCAGAAUGCAAGGAAUGGCAGGUUCUCAUGUGUGGGCUCCCUUUCCUGAUCCUCUUCCUAGGGAAUUUCUCCACCACCCUGAGAGUUGUCCACCAGAAAUUCCAGAAUCAGAAUAAAGAGCCUAAGAGGAAGUAGGAGAUUCAGACACCGAGCCACACUCUCACCAUUCUGCUGCCUCCUUGCCACAUUCUAGUUGUUGCCAUCCAGACUCACCUCUUGCCCCACUCCUCAGAGGCUUGCAGCUCAGUGUUGAGCAGCUGGGCCUCUGAACCAAACCUCAGAUGAAUGUAGAGUUAUGAAAACCAAACCGCUGAAGUUUUAAUGGACUGAACUGUGGUGCAGCGCUCACUCCCCUUCCAGUCAAAGAUGUGGCUCCCUUGUCCAGAGCCAGCAUUGCUUGCUGAGACACUAAACUGGGAGCUGGAGGAUCAGACACCUUGUUCAUUGUCCCACAUUUCCCCCUGUUGACAGUUAGUGCAUCUCCAUCCUCUGCUGCUUCAGAAAUGCAGUGUGGAAUGGAGGGCCCUUAAUCCAGCCCAUCAGGCUCACCUCUGCUGGCUGAGAUGUUGAUAUGACCACUCUGCAGGGUGCUCAAACCAAGCUCCUUCCCAUAGUUACCCAGAUAACUCCAGCCUUUGCCUCUUUUCAAGUAGCCACAGAACUGAACUCCUCAGCAGAAGUUGGGGGAUGCCUCUUUUUGGCCAUCUCUUACAGUGCAGUAUUCUCACUCCUGGCUUCUGCCCUGAACACUUUAAAGAGCUGUUGAGCUCAUCUGGGGGGCCACCUCCAGCCUUGAACCUGCCUGUAGUAUCCCAUUCCAACUCCAUGGUGUCUACCCUAGUAGAAAAGCCUACAGAGACACCUUAAGAAAACACCCCAGCUCUGCCUUGAGUAACUUUCUCCUUUCCUUGGCAUGAGGCAGCUUGCAUGGAACCAGGGUCCCUGUCAAUCUGCUGCUGAGCUCCCCAGUUGAGACAUUCUUCCGUCCAUGGGAGAUCGAGUGAUGGAGGAAGCUAGAGCUGCUUUGUGGAUGGAGCAGGAGCCCACAGAGCAUAGGUGCAUUUUUGGCAACAUCUCAGUUUGGCAGUGGGAGACCAUUGCUAGGGGAGCAUUAAAGCUUUUCCUCCAGUGGUGUCAGCUGGCCUUCAUCCUCUGUAGAAGAAAGGCCACUGCUAAACCAUUCUGGCAGCAUCAAGAAGCCUUAAGAGUUCUGGAUCCCAGGAUGAUACAGGAAGUGGUGCAUUCCCUGCCAUCCCAUAAGUCCAGAGGGCAACAGGAGCAGAGAGGAAGGAGUUGAUGCCAAAACCAUAAAGGGAUAAAAUGUGUGCGUGUUUGUGUUGUGUAGAUGGUUCUAGAUAAUAGCUGGAUUUUGUUAUGAGCUUGGCUGCCAUAUUAGUCAUGGCAGAGGAUGGACAAAGCUCCAGUCCCUUGGGGCUGGACUCCCAAACCUACAUUGGAGCCACUGUCCUCUCAUCCGCAUCCUAUUGAAAUGAAGUCCUUUUAGAUUUUUGUGAAGAUGUGUCCUGGAGUGUAUUUGUCAAUACCUGUAUUAGAAACAUGUCUCCUUUUUAUAGGAAGUUAUCCAAAAUAAAGGAAGGGGAAGAUGCCUUCAAAUGACAACUCU
Messenger RNA from Alligator sinensis (Chinese alligator), 2512 nucleotides. RefSeq names its product transmembrane protein 120A (gene TMEM120A). The record is from RefSeq and is a predicted model, not a curated record. The transcript is spliced from 12 exons. NCBI's taxonomy places the organism in Eukaryota, Metazoa, Chordata, Crocodylia, Alligatoridae. Bases 16 to 1023 code for a protein of 335 amino acids. Gene Ontology annotation, biological process: fat cell differentiation. Gene Ontology annotation, cellular component: membrane.